AGGGCCCAUAGCUAUAUUGUUGAUCAAACAAAGUUGCAAACUGCGAUGGAGUGAACUGACGACAACGCCACCGACUGCGAUCAUUAAUCGCCGUGGCGUCAUUCCGCCGUCGCCAUCCCUGCCUCCUUCAUCCGCCGACGAAAACGUCAAUUUCAAUUUCUCUCUCCUUCGGGAUUGUCCGCUUUUGGAAACCGCUAUUUCACAGAGAAUUCAAUUUGUCGUUUUAGUUAUAAUUGGGUUAUAUAUUUGUAAUUUUUGCGCGUCUGGAUUCACAGUAUACUCUGUUUCCAGACAGGAGGCGAGUCCAUGGAGGUUGAUGGGGUUCCGGCGGCGGGGACGGGAGGGGCGCUGUUGAGGCUCAGGUGUGCGGUUAGGAAUUACGAUUGGGGCCGCAUUGGGCGGGAAUCCGGUGUGGCGCGGCUAUACUCCCGCAACACUGGCGACGAGAUUCAGGAAGGGAAGCCCUACGCGGAGUUCUGGAUGGGGACGCACGAGUCCGGGCCGUCGUAUGUCGUGGUGGGAGGAGCACCGCCGGGGAGAAUAGCCGAGAAUGGAUUGUCCAAUGGUGUGGCGAAACAGAAAUUCGUAGUCACUCUCAAGGAUUGGAUUCGGCGGAACCCUAGUGUUCUCGGUGAUAAGGUUCUUAACAAGUGGGGCCCCGAUCUUCCAUUCCUUUUUAAGGUACUCUCAGUUGCAAAAGCGUUGUCGAUUCAGGCUCACCCUGACAAGGAUUUGGCUGCUUGCCUGCACAAGGAGCAACCUCUAGUAUAUAAAGACAGUAAUCACAAGCCUGAGAUGACUCUGGCACUUACUGACUUUGAGGCUCUAUGUGGAUUCGUCAGUUUUGGGGAACUGAAGGUUGUUUUACAAACAGUGCCCGAGAUAGGAGAAGUGGUUGGCAAUGCAUAUGUAGAGCAGUUGAUAAACUUGAAUGAACAGGAUGGAGCUGAGAAUGCAAAAUUAACCCUGCGGUUGUUAUUUACAAAGCUUAUGUCAUCUAGCAAGGAUGUGAUUUCGAAAGUUAUAUCCAAGCUGAUAAGCCGGCUAAACAAAAAAAACGAGAGGAAUCUAUGCGAGAAAGAACAGCUAGUAUUGAGACUUGAAAAGCAGUAUCCAGGUGAUGUUGGUGUUCUAGCAGCUUUCCUGUUUAACUACGUGAAACUUAAGGCUGGUGAAGCACUGUAUUUGGGGGCAAAUGAACCCCAUGCUUAUCUUCUUGGUGAAUGUAUCGAAUGCAUGGCAACAUCAGAUAAUGUGGUGCGUGCUGGACUUACUCCAAAGCACCUGGAUGUUGAAACUCUUUGUUCCAUGCUUACGUACAAACAGGGCUUUCCUGAAAUACUUAAAGGGAAUGCACUCAACCCAUAUACAACAAGAUAUCUCCCACCAUUUGAAGAAUUCGAGGUAGACCGAUGUACCCUUCCUCCGGCAGCCAAGGUUGUUUUUCCUGCAGUUCCAGGCCCCUCCAUUUUUGUUGUCAUGGCAGGAGAGGGGACAAUGACAACACCAUCAUCGAAUGAAAUUGUCGCAGAAGGCGAUGUCCUAUUUUCUCCAGCAAACACAAACAUCGCAGUUGCAACUACAUUGGGUUUAAGUUUAUUUAGAGCGGGAGUAAACAGUAGGUUUUUUGCAGAAAAAUCAUAGAAGCCGUGAAAAUUAGACACAGCUUCACAUAUGUUGAUUGUGGCAUUUUCUUGUAAUAUGUAGUACAAAUUCCCCACCAUUGUAUUAUGUAUAUUAAAAAGAUCUGUUACAUACCAAUAAAAUUUGAAAAUGAUCUGUUUAUUGUGAAAA
Molecule: messenger RNA, 1794 nt
Organism: Ipomoea triloba (trilobed morning glory)
Lineage: Eukaryota; Viridiplantae; Streptophyta; Magnoliopsida; Solanales; Convolvulaceae
Product: mannose-6-phosphate isomerase 1
Exons: 5
Coding region: 307-1644 (445 amino acids)
Biological process (GO): carbohydrate metabolic process; GDP-mannose biosynthetic process
Cellular component (GO): cytosol
Molecular function (GO): mannose-6-phosphate isomerase activity; zinc ion binding
Source: RefSeq, a predicted model, not a curated record